UUAUUUAGAUGGGUAUUCUCUAACAAGAUCAGAUUCCUGAUGGAGUGUGAGUGCAGUACCCUAGAGGGUAGGGACCAGGUUAGCUCCAACAUUAUCAGCAGACUCCUAGGGAUGAACCCGAGCAGGGACGAGGACUGGAACACAUAUAUCCCAACCCUCGUCUCUAUACAACAGUGCGUUCUUCCGUUGAAUAGUCAGCGGGAGGUUCUUAAAAAACUUCUCUCUCUAUUCUUUAGCUUACACACACACAAAACCUCGUUUAUCUACAGUCUAACCGUACUCCAAGACCAACUUAGAAAGGAGAAAACAUUCGUCCUUCACUGGGUGGCGGAGAAGAUUUGUUCUCGGAGUGAGGAACCUGAAGUCAUUCUCAUGUAUCUUGAUUUACUUGUACCUGUUGAGGAGAAGGAUAGUUUUGUGAUCCUGAACCUUCAUCAUAUUCUCCCGACCGUGUUCUAUCUAUCAGCCAUUAAGGAUUUGAAGGCUCCGUUGGUAACCCUGGCCGGAUUGAAGCGGAUGAGACCUAAAGCUCUGAUAAAUGAAUAUUUUCCCAAGAUGUACGCCCAUCUUGUGAUCAACAGUGAUAAGGAUACGUUAGCAGCGUGUAUGCGGUAUAUGAAGAAAGAGACGGGGAUAGAACUCAAGGUUCUGAUUACAUCAUAUAGGCUCAAGGUUAUAGAAGAACUUCUCUGUGUUCUCAGCUAUGAUAGAGAGAAGGUGACACAUGCCCUAAGGGACUGUGCUCGAGCAGACGAGAUGUUUAAGAAUAAAGGGACUGGAGAUCAAAAUGUCGUAAAGGAAUAUCUUUCUCACAAUCUAAUGGCUGCUCUCUCCUUUUUCCUUACUAAACUUAACAACGAAGGAACGUCUGUAAAGACGAAACUAGAUAUACUCGCGUCUCUCUCCGAGCUCUGUAGUUUCCUUGGUUCAGAUCAUCUCUCCCCUGUUAAACACUCGCUCCUGGCUUGUCUUAAGAUCUCUGGAAACCUGUCCAGAAAAUCAGCUUCAUUUAACACUGUCUCCGUAUCUCUGUGGAACGCAUUUGUCCGGAAUAUUGAGCUUAAUGACCUUGAAGUAAUUCUUCCGCAGGUGUUGGUUGGGUUGGCUUAUCAUGUAACCCUAGAUAAAGAGAAGAUUGUUCCUCUCUUCCGGUAUCUUCUUGUCGAGAACAGGAAGAAGUUUAAGGAUCUUUCGUCUUAUAUGGUUCUACUCCCGGAUAUAGCGGACCUAAAGGAGAUCGUGGUUCAAGUUCGAGGUGCGAAGGUUGAAUUCAGAAAUAUCCUUAUUGGUAUUCUCAAGAAUAUAGAUCAUGAAGCUGUUGAGGUCAGACAUCAGACUCUUAACACACUGAGAAACCUUCUAGACGUGAAUAUGGGAGCUCUUCAAGGGUUAUUGCUCCGGACUGAUCAAACUGACUCCGUUGUGUCAGAGUUGGUUCAGAAACUGAUGAACGGAAUGUCUUCCCAUGAACCAGACGAAGAUCUAAGAUAUGUCUCUGCAGAUUGUAUAGGACGGAUUGGUGCUCUGGAUCCUGGUAGGAUUGAGAUUGCUCCGGAUACUUCUGCAAACUCGGUUGAGAUUCAGAAUUUUCUGUUGGACGUGAACAGUGCGGACUUUUGUGUGAGAUUGAUAAUGGAGCUGGUUCGAGCAUGCCAGAGCUCAAGAGAACCUUUUAUAGUGGACAACUGCAUGUUUUCUAUCCAGCAAGUUCUCAAGAUAUAUCAGAUCAAUGGAAAAGAGAAAAAUAUGUUUGCUGCGGACGUGAUGAAACGUCUCUCUGACUCUGCCCGAGAGAUUGUUUCUCCUUUAUUAAGAUCCAUGUAUGUUCAUACCCCGAAACCUCAACAAAAAAUAAACACUCCGGUCUAUGGUUCAACCUUGGGGAGAAACUACAAAGAUUGGUUGGUUAACUUAACUCAGUGUCUGAUAGAACAUAUUUAUGAUCCGAAGAUCAAGGAUAUUUUCUCCUCCUGCCUCCCAGCACUGAAGAAAGAUGUGCGAACUGCGGAGUUUCUCCUGCCUCAUAUUGUAGUGUCGGUGAUCUGUGGAGCUGGUGAUGAGGAGAUAGAGAUCCUCGUCAAGGAGGUGAACGCUAUCCUUCCCGAAGACGGAGAUGCUUCCCAAGACGAUGGACAGGACAGGUUUGUGGAAGAAAACACGGAUAAGCUUGUUGCUCAAACUCUGUUUAGUAUCCUUGAUCAUUUACGAUCAUGGUUGAGAGCCAAGUACAACUUGUCCAUCAGUUCCCUUGGUAAAUCUGAUAAUCAGCUGAGAACUGAAGAUAUCCUGAAGGCUACAAAGGAUAAACAUUAUCAAGCAGUUUUAUCCUUCAUAAACCGAAUACCUGACGAAGGUUUAGCAAACCUAUCCUUCUAUACUGGAGCAUAUCAUAGAUCUGCUUUCUAUCUAGACCGUACCUUUGUGAACCAGGAGUACAGCGAGCACCAGCUCAACGCCAUGCAGAAGCUGUUCGCCUGCUUGCAAGAGCCUGAUCUCGUAGUUGGAGUUGCUGCUGUUCGUCGUGAAGAGCCAACCUUGGAGAAUCAGAUUCUGUACAACCAGGCAAUUGGAAACUUUCAGGAUGCGCUUUGCUGCUUUGAACGUCAGCGUAGAGCUGAGAACGUUGGUUAUACUGGUUUAAUUCAGUGUUAUCUGUAUACUGAUAAACCCUCAGCAGCUGCUAGUCUUGCUGCAGGACUCAUUGCCAAGGAUAAGAGUUUAUCCAAGUACCUUGCUCCGUUUCAGGCGGAGGCGGCCUGGCAGCUGGGGGAGUGGCAAGAGCUCAACGAGUUUACAAAGGAGGAGUUUUCUCCGGAGCCUUCCUGGGAGAUGAACCUGAGUAAGGUUAUACUAUCCGCAUACAAGAUGGAUAAAUUUCUCUUUCUCCAGGAGUCUCACUCAGCUAGGAAGGAUAUUCUGAAAACACUCUCUGCAGUUAGCUCGGAGCAAAGUGCUUACAAGAAAAGUUAUCUUUACAUUGGACGGUUAGGAAUGCUUCAGGAGGUUCAGAAUAUUACGGAAACCCUUCUCCUGAAUAAACCUGGAGAUAACGAGGUUCUGUACUCCAGGUUGUGCUCUCUACUGGAGGAUCUAGAGGCCAGGUUGAACUAUACUCAGGUCUCAUGGACCAAUAUGGAGCCAAUUCUUAGACUGAGACGUGGAAUAUUUAAUGCAGUCUAUAGCAGAUGUAAGCCAACAGAAGCCAUGGUACGGGAAAGGGUUAAGACUGAGAUUGGUGAAUGCUGGCUUCGCUCUGCCAAGAUAGCAAGGAAGGCUGGGCAGCUGCAGGAGUCCUACAGUUUUCUACUAGAGGCGGAGAAGUAUGAAAAUCCGCAAAUAUUUUUAGAAUCUGCUAAACUCAAGUGGGAGAGAGGAAAUAAGACUGAAGCCAUCUCUGCGCUAAAGAAAGGACUAAAUGAUGCAUUUCCUGAUGUUAUGAAUGCGCUGGAAAAGCUUUCUUCCAAAGAUGACAAAGACCUUCAAGUAUCCCUGACAAAUCUUGACAGAAAAGGACCGGGGUUACGGGAAUUGUGUGCAAGUGGGAAGCUUCUCCUGGCUAGAUAUGUUGAGGAAGCAGCAAGUGUUGGUCAGGAAGCUGUUCGAACCCACUUUGAGCAUGCUAAAGAAAUCGUUAGAACAAGCGAUGAAAUAUUUUACUAUCAAGCCAAGUUUAUGGACAAGAAGUCUAUGAAGAUGACGUCAGAGCAGAUGAUAAAUCAAUCCGAAAUCGUUACACAUGCAGCUCUAACCUACUUGCGAUCACUUCGUUACGGACCGACUUUUCUUGAUGAAUGUAUGCCGCGCCUUCUUUCAAUAUGGCUCGACUUCGCGGCUACCAUUCAGGAAGCGAUAGUAGCGAAGAGCAGGGAUACUUUAACCAUAGCAGUGGUUGAUCAUGCGACUAAACAGCUAAGCAAGCUGAACAGAACGAUCCAGAACACUAUUAGUAAAAUGCCAACAUAUUAUUUUCUCACUGCAUUUCCACAAAUUGUAUCUCGUAUCUGCCAUUCAAACAAUGAAACCUACAACGUUCUCAAGUCUUUGAUGGUAAAAGUUGUUCUGGCAUUUCCCCAGCAGGCAUUUUGGCACUUGGUUUGUGUGAGUAAAAACAGAGAUCCGACCCGUAAGUCUAGGUGUCAGGAAGUGUUUGCCGAGGUCAAAAGGGUUCGGAGCGAUCUCUCGAAGUUUUUGACCGACGCCAUAUUGUUCUCAGAGAAGAUUGAUGAUUUAUGUGAUGUAAAGACUACUCAAGGUGUUUUGCACACAUCCUGUCGUGAACUUGUCCCGUCCCUACCUGCACUCUUCCGGAGUAAAGGAUUCUCAUCCAUUAUUCUUCCGAUAGAACGGAACAUGGUUGUAACUUCUCCCACUUCUGAAGCGGACCUGGAGACGCACAACCCGUACCCGGACGGUGUGGUCACCAUUGUUGGAAUAGAAGACGAUAUUCAGGUCAUGAUUUCCCUCAUCAAACCCAAGAAGAUCACACUCCGGGGUUCUGACGGGAAACGUUACUCCUUCCUGGCCAAACCGAAGGACGAUCUGAGACGCGACUGCAGGCUCAUGGACUUUGGAAACCUGUUAAACAGAAUGUUUAGAAAGGAACCAGAGACAAGGAAACGAGGAUUAAAGAUGAGAACAUACAUGGUUGUCCCAACAAAUGAAACCAACGGAUUGAUUGAAUGGGUGAGCAAUCUAAAGGGAUUAAGACAUAUCAUUAUAACCCUGCUGAAAGAGCGAGGAGUGUCGGUCCAGAAAAUUCAAAGACAACAUAUGCCGAAGAAUGAGGAUAGUGUAGAGAAGAAGAUCGAGGGACUGAGGAAGUGCAUUAAUGACAUGAAGGGAAACCAUAGUAGUCCUUCAGUGUUCAGAGAAUGGUUUGUUAGAACCUUCCCGGAUCCCCAGGCGUGGUUUGCGGCUCGGCUUGCCUUCACCCGGACAACGGCCGUUAUGUCUAUGAUGGGAUACAUCCUGGGUCUGGGAGAUAGACAUCUGGAGAACAUAAACGUGGAUACAACUACAGGACAGACGUUUCAUGUCGACAUGAAUAGCUUGUUUAAUAUCAGCGAGACAUACGCGGUUCCAGAGAUAGUUCCUUUCCGACUAACCAACAAUAUAGUGGAUGGAUUUGGACCCUUGGGAACAGAAGGACCUUUCAGAAUAUCAUGCGAGGUUACCCUGAGAAUGAUGAGAGACCAGAAGGAUCUUCUAAUGUCUGUUCUUCGUCCUUUUAUAUUCGAUCCUCUAGUCGAUUGGACCAUAAGAGAUAAGAGUAAGAAGAAGGAGGUUGGUGGUGAUGAUGGGAAUAAGCCCGGUAAGGAAGCUCUAGCCCGAGUCCAGGAUAGACUGGACGGAUGUGUAACUACGGAUAGGAAGCGGAAAGGGAACCUGAACCCCCCGUUAAGCGUAGAAGGUCAGGUCGAUCACGUGAUCAGAGAAGCUUCCGCAGAAAAGAACCUUGCAGUAAUGUACUGGGGAUGGAAUCCCUUCCUUUAAUCCCUCGCGAAGUCACGAGUAGUGCGAAAACGAACUGCUAGGGUAGGGAGGGAGUGCAGGGACGCCAUGAGCCCCGCGAAAUGGUCUCCAAGCUUCGGGAUUCGAAGAUGAGUAUUUAAAAUGACCUGGCGCUACCCCAAUCCUUAGAAUUGAUAUAAAAAAUUAUGUAAAAAAUUUAUAAAAUACAUUUAAUAUUAAAUAAUUAUGCAAUUUUUUUUAACUAUUUAAAGAUCAAAUAUUUUACUUUUAACAUGUUAUUUAAUACUUCUAUAAUAUCUAUUCUAACGUUUAGGGGUAGUGCCAGGUCAUUUUAAAUACUAAUCUGCAAAUACGGAGGCUUGGAGAUUGGAGACCAUUUUUCACGGGCUCAUGGCGGCCGGCAUCCCCUCCCUCGCUAGAUAGAUUAGUACAAAAAUUCCAAGUCAAAAUGUAAAUUUAAUAGUUAUUGCAGCUAAAAAUACGCUUUUAAGAAUGUGUACUUGAACAUCUUACCAAUUUUUAUACUUUUGUACGGAACAUAACCUUAUGUGAUCAUUAGUGAUAUCAGUAUUAACGUAAAGCAACAUUGAUGCGGGAAAAAAAUAAUGAAUAAAAAAUGACAUUUUGAAUA
Molecule: messenger RNA, 6103 nt
Organism: Eurytemora carolleeae
Lineage: Eukaryota; Metazoa; Arthropoda; Copepoda; Calanoida; Temoridae
Product: serine/threonine-protein kinase ATR
Exons: 8
Coding region: 40-5493 (1817 amino acids)
Biological process (GO): telomere maintenance; protein phosphorylation; DNA damage checkpoint signaling
Cellular component (GO): nucleus
Molecular function (GO): protein binding; protein serine/threonine kinase activity
Source: RefSeq, a predicted model, not a curated record